Messenger RNA from Colletotrichum gloeosporioides, 5211 nucleotides. RefSeq names its product Kinesin-like protein. Gene Ontology annotation, molecular function: ATP binding; microtubule motor activity; microtubule binding. NCBI's taxonomy places the organism in Eukaryota, Fungi, Ascomycota, Sordariomycetes, Glomerellales, Glomerellaceae. Gene Ontology annotation, biological process: cytoskeleton-dependent intracellular transport; microtubule-based movement. Bases 1 to 5211 code for a protein of 1736 amino acids. Gene Ontology annotation, cellular component: kinesin complex; microtubule. The transcript is spliced from 2 exons. The record is from RefSeq and is a predicted model, not a curated record.
AUGCCUCCAGCCGGUGGUGGAAAUAUUAAGGUGGUGGUGAGAGUCAGACCGUUUAACAGUCGAGAGAUUGACCGGGGUUCAAAAUGUAUCAUCGAAAUGAAAGAUAACCAGACGGUGUUGACCCCGCCAUCCGAUGCUCAACAAAAGGGCCAGAAGGAUUCUGGUCAGAAAGUCUUCGCCUUCGAUAGGUCAUACUGGUCUUUUGACCGAAAAGAUAGCCAUUAUGCUGGUCAAGACAACCUCUUCGAUGACCUCGGUCAGCCCCUGCUCGACAAUGCUUUCGGGGGCUACAACAACUGUAUUUUCGCCUACGGUCAAACGGGUUCCGGAAAAUCCUACUCUAUGAUGGGAUACGGCAAGGAAGUUGGUAUCAUCCCGAACAUUUGCCAAGAUAUGUUUAGGAGAAUCUCAACACUUCAGGAGGACAAGCACUUGCGCUGUACUGUCGAGGUGUCGUAUCUCGAAAUUUACAACGAACGUGUGAGGGAUCUGCUCAACCCGUCAACUAAGGGCAACCUCAAGGUCCGCGAGCAUCCUUCGACUGGUCCCUAUGUCGAAGACUUGGCAAAGUUGGUUGUUGGCAGCUUUCAGGAGAUCGAGCACUUGAUGGAUGAAGGCAACAAGGCGAGAACAGUCGCGGCGACCAACAUGAACGAGACAUCCAGUCGAAGUCACGCUGUUUUUACCCUGAUGCUCACUCAAAAGAGGUUCGAUCCCGACACCAAGAUGGAGAUGGAAAAGGUAGCCAAGAUCAGUCUAGUCGAUUUGGCCGGUUCAGAAAGAGCUACCUCAACGGGUGCCACAGGUGCUCGCUUGAAGGAAGGUGCUGAAAUCAACAGAUCGCUGUCCUCUUUGGGUCGUGUCAUCUCAGCCCUUGCGGACAUCUCGACGGGGAAGAAGAAGAAGGGCGCCGGUGGGCAGGUUCCGUACAGAGACAGUGUCCUCACGUGGCUGCUCAAAGACUCGUUAGGUGGAAACAGUAUGACAGCCAUGAUUGCAGCUAUCAGUCCGGCAGACAUCAAUUACGACGAAACCUUGAGUACACUUCGUUACGCCGAUUCAGCCAAGAGAAUCAAGAACCACGCCGUGGUCAACGAGGACGCCAACGCGCGCAUGAUCAGAGAGCUCAAGGAAGAACUAGCUCUAUUGAGGGGCCAACUCGGGGGCGGCGGUGGAGUUCCAGGUGCCGCUGGCGCAGCUGCCGGAGGCGGUACUAUCACGGCUGAAGAGGUCUACCCGGAAGGCACGCCGCUGGAGAAACAGUUCGUCUCCAUCACGUCUUCGGAUGGCGCCGUCAAGAAAGUAUCCAAGGCCGAAAUCGCAGAGCAACUCAACCAAAGUGAGAAGCUGCUAUCGGAUCUUAAUCAGACUUGGGAGCAGAAGUUGCAAAAAACUGAAGAGAUCCACAAAGAGCGUGAGGCUGCUCUCGAGGAACUCGGCAUCAGCAUCGAAAAAGGUUUUAUUGGGCUGUCCACGCCCAAGAAGAUGCCUCAUUUGGUUAACCUUUCGGACGAUCCACUACUUGCUGAGUGUCUGGUGUACAAUCUGAAGCCAGGGCUGACGACAGUUGGAAACAUGGACACCAACGCCGAAAAUCAAGCCAACAUUCGUCUUAACGGGACGCGAAUUCUCCACGACCAUUGCGCCUUCGAAAACCAGCAAGACGGUACCGUCAUGAUUAUCCCGAGAGAAGGCGCGUCCGUGAUGGUCAACGGAAAACGGAUCGAAGAGCCUAAGCAGCUUCAUUCCGGCUAUCGUGUGAUCCUAGGCGACUUCCACAUUUUCCGUUUUAAUCACCCGAUGGAGGCACAGAAGGAGCGCGCCGACAAGAGCCUUCUCCGCCAGUCUGUUACGGCAAGUCAGCUGCAGGGCCUCGAAGGGAAGGCAAUCACGCCAUCUGCCAGCCCUCGCCCGGGUCAUGAGCGCAAUUGGAGCAAGGCUGGGUCAGACUUUGGUGACAGCAGACCGGACUCGCCAAUUCCCUUCCGCCCAGGUCGUGACAACGAUUGGAGUUUUGCACGCCGCGAGGCAGCAGAGGCUAUCCUUGGACCGAACCAAAACCUGGCGAGUCUUACGGACGACGAGCUAAAUGCUUUAUUUGAAGGGAUUCAGCGAGCUCGUGCAGAGCGUGUCAAUGGACGCGAUGGAGAUGACGACACGGAAUCAGUCACUUCCUACCCUAUACGAGAGAAGUACAUGUCAACCGGCACGAUUGACAACUUCUCACUCGACACGGCUCUGACCAUGCCAUCAACACCGAAGCCAGGCGAAGUCGACGACAAGAUGCGAGAGGUGCGGGAAGAGAUGCAAUCUCAGCUCGACAGGCAGAAGGAAGAGUACCAGGAGCAGCUCAAGACUGCGGAAGCAGCCAACGUCGAGGUCGAAGAGAUCAAGAAGGAAAAGGUCCGCAUGGAGGAGACUCUGAAGACUAUCAAGGAAGAUAUGCAACAACAACUUGAGGUCCAGCGCCGACAAUUCGAGGAAAAGCUUGAGAAAAUGGAUCCACUCAAGCGGCCAAAGGCGAACCCCAAGUUAUCAGACGAAGAGCUCGAAAUUGCCCGACAAGUUGUCAAGCACUGGCGGACCAGGCGUUACGUGCGCAUGGCCGAAGCGGUCCUUCAGCAUGCUUCUGCACUCAAGGAGGCACAGAUCAUGAGCAACGAGCUGGACGAAGGCGUGGUGUUCCAAUUCACGGUCAUCGACGUUGGCCACUCAUUAUGUUCCUCUUAUGACAUGGUCCUGAAUGGGUUGACUGGCGAAGGCGACGACAUUGCUCUUGAUGAAGCACAGAAGCCGUGCAUUGGCGUUCGUGUCAUUGACUACAAGAAUAGCGUCGUCCACCUUUGGAGCUUGGAAAAACUUCACGAUCGGGUUCGACAGAUGAGGCAAAUGCACCAGUACCUCGAUCAGCCCGAGUAUGCUCAACAUCUCAGCCUCGAUAAUCCCUUUGUCGAGACUUGCAUGCCGCAGUACACCUUGGUUGGGGAGGUUGACGUCCCAUUAAAGGCAGUCUUCCAAAGCAGAGUCCAGGACUUUGCCUUGGACGUUCUGUCUCCCCACACCUCCCAUGCCAUUGGCAUGAUCAAGCUUUCCUUGGAGCCAUCUCACGCCAGAGCGCCUUCCAACACUCUCAAGUUCAAUGUCGUUAUGCACGAAAUGGUAGGCUUCGCCGAGAGAGAAGGUACCGAGGUGCACGCGCAGCUGUUCAUUCCUGGAGUGUCCGAGGAGGACGGAAUUACGACUACGCAGAUGAUCAAGGAUUUCGAUGAAGGCCCGAUUCGCUUCGAGAGCGUACACAGCAUGAGCGUCCCUCUUUUCAGCCCGCAGACCGUCACUCUCAGAGCCGCCAUCUUCGCCAAGGUCUCGGCUAUGCAUUUGGAUAAGCUCUUGAGUUGGGACGACAUGAGAGAUGCCGUGCCCCUUUCUCGAGGUAAAGGCAAGAACGCUCGCAUUGCGGAGUCCCAAUUUUUCACGGAAGAGAAACACGACAUGUUGGCAAGAAUACAGAUCCUUGAGCUCAAUGAGGAAGGAGAGUAUGCUCCUGUCGAAGUUGCUCAGACAAGCGAAAUGGAUGGCGGCACGUUCCACCUCCAUCAAGGAUUGCAGCGCCGAAUCGCCAUCAACAUCACGCACAGCUCCGGCGAUGCCUUGCCUUGGGAUGAUGCUAUGAAUCUUAGGGUUGGCAAGAUCCAACUCUUGGACCAGGCAGGAAAGUCCCCGGACAUGGGCUCGACAUCCCCGGCGAUCACCCUCAAGCUCGCCAACAAGCCUACUUUCCGCGAUAACGCAAAUGGUACCCGAAGCAUCACGCUGACCGGCCAGUGGGACUCAAGUUUGCACAACUCCUUACUGCUAGACAGGGUUACCGCAGACAAGUACCGCGUGCAGAUGACGGUGGCCUGGGAGAUUAGCUCCAGCAAGUUUGCAGAGCCGAUGAAGUUCGCCAUGCACGUUUGCUGUCAAAUCAUGUCCAGAUCAUACGUGAGGCAGACCUCCAUGUUCUCUGCACUGUGGCAAAGCGUUCGGUUUGUCCACGCCACCAGCGCCAUCUUCACUCUCUCAAUGCGUCCAGCGCCUAUCAAGAGAAUCGGUGACCUUUGGAGGAUGAGCAGUCAACACGACUAUGUAAAGGGCGAAGAGCAGCUUACAACUUGGACACCACGCGGGGUUUCUCUUGUCAGCGACUUUAUUCUUUCUCGUAAGAAGAGAAGGCGUAUAGCUGAAAUCGGGUCCGCGCAGCUCCUGCUUAAGAAAAUUGGGCUCCCCGAGCCUAGGGUGAAGCCCGCGGAAGAGCCUCAAGAAGAGGAUAUACCUCCUCAACCGACUUUUGAUCAUGACGACGAUGACCUCUUGAACGACACCCCAGAGAGUUCACAAGUUCCAGAGGACGACUUUUUGAAUGGAGAUGGCCAGGACACGCCACAACAAGACGCGGAGACUGGGACAGAGACUGCUACGGUACAGGAACCUGAAGAACCCAAGGAGCCAGAAAUGCCAGAGCGAGAGAAGUACCUCGUCGAGAGGUGCCUCAAGCUAUGGAACAAGUACCCUGAUCCUCUGUUGCAGAUUCUCAGCCCAGCCAACACUGAUCCACCAGCCGAUGGCGCUGCACCCGAACCUGCCGCGCCGAUGUUGAUUCCCACGAUCAUCCGAGUUCCAAAGAACCCCAAGGUUCUUAAGGGUGGUUACUUGCUGGUACCCAACAGCAGUUCAACAAGAUGGGUCAAGAGAUUUGUGGAAUUGCGUCGACCCUACCUUCAUAUCCACUCCGUCACUGACGGUGAUGAGGUGGCAAUUGUCAGUCUCCGCAACUCGCGCGUCGACAGCCAACCUGGCGUCAUCGGGCUUUUGUCGGGCGAAGACGACGACACAAGCUCGCAAGCCAACGGGAGCGUCGAAGAGUUCCGGCCAAGUCACCGUCGGACUGCCUCAGGGCGUGUCAUCUCCAGCAUCUGGACUGGCACAGGCACAGGUGGCGCUCAGACCGGACCUAAUGGUGGCCUCCAACGGCUGAGUGAACGACUGCAAGCUGGCGUAUUCGCCAUUUACGGUACCGACAACACAUGGCUGUUUGCCGGGCGCAGCGAGCGCGACAAGAUGGACUGGAUCUUCCGAAUCGACCAAAGCUACUUCUCGAGCAGCGAUAGUGCCAAUGGUAGCGGCACCGGCAGCCCUGACAGAUAUGACGACUCUCUCAUCGGCGGUUAUUGA